This is a messenger RNA of Salarias fasciatus (jewelled blenny), 1798 nucleotides long. Its product is annotated as collagenase 3-like. Gene Ontology annotation, cellular component: extracellular matrix. Gene Ontology annotation, biological process: collagen catabolic process; proteolysis; extracellular matrix organization. Bases 131 to 1564 code for a protein of 477 amino acids. Gene Ontology annotation, molecular function: zinc ion binding; metalloendopeptidase activity. Lineage: Eukaryota; Metazoa; Chordata; Actinopteri; Blenniiformes; Blenniidae. The record is from RefSeq and is a predicted model, not a curated record. The transcript has 10 exons.
UCCUCCUUGAAUCACCAGUACAACAAGGUUGUUGCUCAACACGCCCACUCGCCAAUACAUCCCCUCCUCAGCCUAUAUAAAGGGCUGCCUUCAAUGCACACACACAUCAGACAAACAGCAGAGAAGAAGCAUGAGAGCCUUCAGCGUGUGUGUGUUAGUGAGCCUGGCAGCUGCAGCCUGCUGCGCUCCGGUCACUCAGGAGGUCACCCUGGAAGAUGAGGGCUUUGCAGAGAACUACCUGAAGGCCUUCUUCAACCUCACAGAACAGAGAGGACCGUUAUCCAGACGAGGGCUCAACCCUCUGACCAAGAAGCUGACGGAGAUGCAGAGGUUCUUCGGUCUGCACAUCACCGGGACGCUGGACACCGAAACCCUGGACCUGAUGAAGAAGCCCCGCUGCGGCGUGCCCGAUGGACCCAUCGCUCGUUACUCCACUUUUGGAAGGAACCUGAAGUGGGAGAAAAACAGCCUCACAUACAGGAUUGUGAACUACACGCCUGACAUGUCUGCAGCAGAAGUGGACGACUCCAUAAACAGAGCCCUGCAGGUCUGGGCCAGAGUCACUCCUCUGACCUUCACCAGGCUGUACAGCGGGACGGCGGACAUCAUGAUCUCCUUCGGGCGGCAGUCCCACGGUGAUUAUUACCCCUUCGACGGCCCCGGUGGAACUCUCGCCCACGCCUUCGCCCCGUCCUCGGGCAUCGGAGGAGAUGCUCACUUCGAUGAGGAUGAGACCUUCACUUUCCGUUCGAACAGAGGAUUCAACCUCUUCCUGGUUGCCGCUCAUGAGUUCGGCCACUCGUUGGGUUUGUCUCACUCUGAUGACCCAGGUGCCCUCAUGUACCCAACGUACUCCUACAGAAACCCCGACACCUUCGUUCUGCCUCGAGAUGAUGUGAACGGCAUUCAGUCCCUCUACGGUCCAAAUCCUUCCAAGGAUCCCACUGUCGUUGGUCCUCCACCUCCUACGACACCUGAUGCCUGUGAUUCAACCAUGAUUCUGGAUGCUGUUGCCACCCUUCGAGGAGAGAUGCUCUUCUUCAAGGACAGCUUCUUCUGGCGUAGCUACCCUCAGAGCAAUACUCCUCAGCAGACUCUCAUCACCAACUUCUGGCCCAGUGCCCCGGCCGGCAUCGAUGCAGCUUAUGAGAGCUCGGACAGAGUCUUUCUCUUCAAAGAUAGGAAAGUGUGGGCCUUCUCAGGCUAUACCCCAGUACCAGGUUAUCCCAAGACCCUUAAAGCUUUUGGUCUGCCAAGAAGUGUGAGCAAAGUCGACGCCGUACUCUACGAUCAGGAAUCUGGCAAAACUCUCUUCUUUGUGGACACUGUGUUCUACAGUUACGAUGAGGGCAGAAAGACGCUGGACCGGGACCAAAUGGGCAGAGUUUUGAAGAAGCGGGUAGAUCAGAAUUUCUCAGGUCUGAGCAGAGCGACGGCAGCUUUUCAACACCAAGGCUUCACUUACCUCUACAACGGACCCUACAUGUUUGAGUACAACCUGAGGACGGGCAGGUUGUACCGCGUGCUGAGGAACAGCUACUUCCUGCGCUGCACAAAUUUCUAGAUCCACUUACUUGGAAUUUCGGUGGAUGCUGGAGAACAAUGAAUGUACAAAACACAGUGUUAAAACAGUGCAUUUAACAAAUUUCUAUCUUUCUUUAUAAUAUAUUUUCACUGUUUAAAUUUCCAUUUAAAAUCACGUGUAUGUAUAAUGUUUUUUGUACUUUUUCAAUGGCUCAGAGUGUCAAUUUUUAAAAUAAAGAAAAGUUUUUACAGUAAUUGUGAAUUGUGUCAUUAA